This is a messenger RNA of Lobosporangium transversale, 1778 nucleotides long. RefSeq lists its product as hypothetical. Bases 372 to 1763 code for a protein of 463 amino acids. The transcript has 10 exons. NCBI's taxonomy places the organism in Eukaryota, Fungi, Mortierellomycota, Mortierellomycetes, Mortierellales, Mortierellaceae. Gene Ontology annotation, molecular function: FAD binding. The record is from RefSeq and is a predicted model, not a curated record.
AUAAAAACCGUUGAUUUGAUCUUUUCUUUUCUUUUUUAUUCUUUGAAAAUUCCGUUUUUACUAUUUUAUGCUUCUUUCUCUCGUCUGCUCACUCUUUUUCCCUCAUUCUUCAUUUCUCGCUCUAUUUGCUUUUUUUUGUGUAAUUCUCAUAUUCUCAGACGUAAUUUAUCCUUAAUUCGAAAGGAGAUCAUUACGGCCAAUUGCACUUGUCUUUUUGUCUUGAACACAACAACCACAACUGCUUUUGUACCAUUCACUCGGUUACUUUACAUACACAUACACAAAAUUUUUUUGACACAAACAAAAAAAAUCCUUGUGCAAAAGCUCUCUCGCAUCCUGACGACCUGAUUGACCUGAUACAUCAGAUAAGCAUGGCUUCAUCACAACUCAGAGUCUUGAUUGUAGGAGCUGGCCUUGGUGGUCUCACCUUAGGUCUUUUAUUGGAACAGGCUGGCAUACCAUUCAUCAUCCUGGAAAAGCAUGCAGGGGAGCUGAUCCCAUUGGGUAGCAGCAUCUCAUUAAAUCAAUCAAUCCAACCCCUGUUUGAACAAUUGGGAAUGCUUCCAGAACUUGAAGCCAUCUCCAAGCCUAUUAGUUCCAUGACUUUUCUCAAAGAAAGUAUGACAAAAAUUGGCUCGAUUGAUCUUUACUCCGAUUCAAAGAGUCGAUAUGGAUAUCACAACAGAAUCAUGGAUCGUCCUUCGCUCUACAAACUCCUCCUAUCAAGAAUCCCAAAAGAAAGGAUCAUCACUGGGAAGCGCGUCUGUGACAUCGAGCAAAAUCAAGAACGUGUACUGGUGCGGUGUACAGAUUCCAGCUACUUUGUCGGGGAUAUCCUCGUGGGUGCAGAUGGCGCCUAUUCCUGCGUGCGACAGUCUCUUUACAGAGACUUGCAGUUUCAGAACCUGCUUCCUAAAUCGGAUAUGGCCCCAUUAGCCUUCGAUCAUCACUGCCUUGUAGGCAUCACAGAUCCAAUCGAUCCCAUCUAUUUUCCCGACUUGACCAGAGACACCUGUGAUAUGAUGGUAGUCAUUGGGAAAGACAAGCCUUAUUCGUGGUGGUUGAUUCCUCUCACUAAGAAUAGAGUGGCAUGGCGUGUCACCUAUAACCUCCCUACAACGCAGAUCAGACAAGAGCAUAAUAUCCGUUCCUCAGACUGGGGUCCAUCGCAGGUUAAGGAGAUGAUUAACCAAUGUAGAGAUUUCGUAUGCCCAUAUGGAGGCACAUUGGCAGAUGUGAUUGACAAGACACCAACCGAUAGAAUAUCAAAGGUUCUUCUUGAAGAAAAGUUCUUUGAAACCUGGUAUCAUGAGCGAACAGUGCUAAUGGGUGAUGCAUGCCACAAGGUUGUUCCUCAUGCUGGACAGGGAGCAGCACAGGCAAUGUUGGAUGCUGUGAGCCUUGCCAACCUAUUAUAUGAGAUACCGUCGACAUCGCCACAAGAUAUUCAAGCAACGUUUGAGGCCUAUUACCGAGAACGAGCCGUAUGUGGUAAAGCCGCAGUACAGGGCAGUCGGCACAUGGGGCGACUUAGUGGUGGACACAAAUGGACUGAGACACUUAUCCGGAAUAUGUUCCUAAACAUUUUACCCAGCAAGAUUCAGGAGACUAUCCUAGAUAAGAUGCUCUCCUAUCGUCCCCAGGCCAUUUUCCUCCCAUUUGUUGAGGAUCGAGGUGAAUUCAAGGCACGGUCGCAAACACCGUCAAAACGGAUGCGCUCGGUCUCUGGGCUUUGUCUCCGUCAGUUCAAACAACACCUGUAACAAAGGAUCAUGAAC